Messenger RNA from Rotaria sp. Silwood1, 324 nucleotides. The record is from the annotation of a GenBank genome assembly. NCBI's taxonomy places the organism in Eukaryota, Metazoa, Rotifera, Eurotatoria, Philodinida, Philodinidae.
AUGGCAUCAGUUCAAGUUGGUCCCCUCGAAACAGGUCAUCCUCCCAUGGUACAAGAACGCGAUCGAAUAGCGAACGGCUUUAACAAUGCACCAUCGCUACCCGUUCGCUUGAUUUGUGAAGCGGUUGGUACAUGCUGUUUUGUCCUUUUUGACGCUGGCUGUGCAACAAAAUCAGGAUCUGGUCUAUUAGCAAUCUCUACUGCUCAUGGCAUUGUUACAAUCUGGCUUGUAUACGUAUUUGGAUCGGUCUCCGGUGCCCAUUUCAAUGCUGCAGCCACCAUUGCUUUUACAAUAAAUCGUCAAAUGAAAAUACUUGAUGCAUGA